GCCUAAUUGAAGGUCCGUUUAAUGGCGUAUGCUUCUCAUAUUAGACUUAAGUUAAGGCCCGUUUGAUAAGAUAUUUAGGCCCAUUAACAGCCCAAGUGUUAAUCAAAGUCUAACUUGUUACUCAAGAGUGCUUGUCUACGGGAGCUAAAAAGGAACUGGGAAGAGUUUGUUUCUUCGAUUCGUAGAUCAAUUCUCAGCUGACAUUGAGGUUUAUCUCAGAUCGAAAUCGAGAAGAAGAUGUUUCUCACUAGGACUGAGUAUGACAGAGGAGUCAAUACAUUUUCUCCUGAAGGUCGUCUCUUUCAGGUUGAGUAUGCCAUUGAAGCUAUCAAGCUUGGUUCUACUGCUAUUGGUGUAAAGACGAAAGAGGGAGUUGUUCUUGCAGUCGAGAAGCGUAUUACUUCGCCUUUACUGGAGCCGAGUAGUGUUGAGAAGAUUAUGGAAAUUGAUGACCAUAUAGGUUGUGCUAUGAGUGGUCUGAUUGCUGACGCGCGAACACUUGUUGAGCAUGCACGAGUAGAGACCCAGAACCACAGGUUCUCGUAUGGUGAGCCAAUGACUGUAGAAUCUACAACACAAGCUUUGUGUGAUCUUGCUUUACGGUUUGGUGAAGGAGAGGAAGAGUCAAUGUCUCGUCCAUUUGGAGUAUCCCUUCUCAUUGCUGGGCAUGAUGAAAAUGGACCGAGCCUGUACUACACAGAUCCAUCGGGAACAUUCUGGCAAUGCAAUGCAAAGGCAAUUGGGUCUGGCUCAGAAGGAGCUGAUAGUUCUCUCCAAGAGCAAUUCAACAAGGAUAUAACUCUUCAAGAAGCUGAAACAAUAGCUGUAUCUAUCCUAAAGCAAGUAAUGGAAGAAAAGGUGACUCCAAACAAUGUCGACAUUGCCAAAGUCGCACCAGCUUAUCACCUCUACACUCCUCAGGAGGUUGAAGCCGUCAUCAGUCGUCUAUGAAGAAAUAAACCGCCAUUCUCUUCCUGUUAUCUUACCUUGUCUGUUCGGUAAUUUAUCAGGCUUCUGUCUGCUUCCGGUUCUCUAAACCAAAAAUUAGUUUCGUUUAAUCAGAUAAUGGAUUUUAUCGAGUUGAGUUUUAUUGAGCUUUCUAUCUACAUUUUUUUGUCGUUUUCAACAAGAAGUUAAAACUAAUAAAUAUCUGUCCAAAAGAAAAAAUCAGAACUUGAA
Messenger RNA from Arabidopsis thaliana (thale cress), 1179 nucleotides. It is a transcript of the gene PAE2, whose product is annotated as 20S proteasome alpha subunit E2. The record is from RefSeq and is marked reviewed. Gene Ontology annotation, cellular component: cytoplasm; nucleus; proteasome core complex, alpha-subunit complex. The coding region runs from base 238 to 951 and encodes 237 amino acids. Gene Ontology annotation, molecular function: structural constituent of ribosome; RNA nuclease activity. NCBI's taxonomy places the organism in Eukaryota, Viridiplantae, Streptophyta, Magnoliopsida, Brassicales, Brassicaceae. The transcript has 10 exons. Gene Ontology annotation, biological process: protein catabolic process; ubiquitin-dependent protein catabolic process; proteasome-mediated ubiquitin-dependent protein catabolic process.